This is a messenger RNA of Aspergillus clavatus NRRL 1, 1833 nucleotides long. Its product is annotated as alkaline phosphatase. Gene Ontology annotation, molecular function: alkaline phosphatase activity. The transcript has 2 exons. Gene Ontology annotation, cellular component: fungal-type vacuole membrane. The record is from RefSeq and is a predicted model, not a curated record. Bases 1 to 1833 code for a protein of 610 amino acids. Gene Ontology annotation, biological process: dephosphorylation. Lineage: Eukaryota; Fungi; Ascomycota; Eurotiomycetes; Eurotiales; Aspergillaceae.
AUGGCGCGCGACGAGCCUCUUCUGGCUCAGCGUCCUUCUUCGGAGAACUCGUCGAUUCGGAAUGCCGAAGAGGAGGACGCCCUGCUCACCGGAGAACGCACCAACCGCAGCCGCCAGGACCGUCAUCCAUGGGCCUUUUGGCGAGAGGUCGGUCUCUUCACCUGGGCGCUCCUAGCCACAACUGCCGUUAUCGUUCUCGCGGUCGUCUACCAGCAUGACACCGGCCGAACCAACCCCGAUUCCAAGCCCUCCUGGGGACCCGGAGGCAAGCCGACCGGCAAACGCAACCUCAUCUUCAUGGUCUCCGACGGAAUGGGCCCGACAAGUCUCUCUAUGACGAGAGGUUAUAGACAAUUCACGGAGGGGCUGCCCAUCGACGACAUCUUGGUGCUGGACGGCCAUCUGGUCGGAACGUCGAGGACGAGAUCGAGUUCCAGCCUCGUGACGGAUUCCGCAGCCGGUGCGACUGCCUUCUCGUGCGGCUUCAAGAGUUACAACGGUGCGAUCUCUGUGCUACCCGACCACUCCCCCUGUGGCACCGUGCUCGAGGCUGCUUCUCUGGCCGGCUACAAGACCGGUCUCGUGGUGACGACUCGUAUCACCGAUGCCACGCCCGCCUGUUUCGCUUCGCACGUCAACCGGCGCCAGUAUGAGGACCGUAUUGCGGAGCAGGAGAUCGGUGAGCACCCGCUAGGGCGCGUGGUUGAUCUUAUCCUCGGUGGUGGCCGCUGCCAUUUCCUGCCCAACUCCACCGACGGCAGCUGCCGAGCAGACGAUCGGGAUCUGGUCAGUAUCGCGAAGGAGAAGGGGUUCAGUUAUCUCGAUGACCGGAAGGGCUUUGACUCGCUGAACGGUGGAUCGGAGGCCAAGCUGCCGCUGCUGGGUCUGUUCGCAGAGAAGGACAUCCCGUUCGAGAUCGACCGUCGCACGCAGAAUGACGUCUACCCUUCCCUGGAAGAGAUGGCUCGCACUGCGCUCAAGAUUCUCAGCGAUGCUACUGCUGAUAGCGAGCAAGGGUUCUUCUUGCUGAUUGAAGGCUCCCGUAUCGAUCAUGCGGGGCAUGGAAACGACCCUGCGGCCCAGGUGCACGAGGUCCUUGCCUACGAUAAGGCGUUUGCCGCUGUGUUGGAGUUCCUCGAACAAGACUCGACUCCCGGCGUGGUGGUCAGCACUUCUGACCACGAAACUGGUGGGUUGGCGGCAGCACGCCAGCUGCACUAUACGUAUCCGGAGUACAGAUGGCUUCCUGGCGUCCUCGCCAAUGCCAGCCACUCUACCGAAUACGUCGACGGCAAGCUCCAGGAAUACCUGGCUACCAAGACCAGCAAGAGCAGCCAGCGAUCCUAUGCCCGGGAGCUGCUGGAAAAGGGCCUGGGGAUUACAGACGCAACCGACGAGGAAGUUGAUGCUCUCAUUGACGAUGACUAUCCAGUAGCCUCCCAGUAUGUAUUCGCAGAUAUCAUCAGCCGACGAGCACAGAUCGGCUGGUCGACCCACGGCCAUUCUGGCGUGGACGUCAACAUCUAUGCCUCUUCAACGAAAGAUGCCUGGCCUCUGGUGGGCAACCACGAGAACACCCAAGUCGGCAACUUUCUGGCAGACUACCUCGACCUCGAUGUGGAUAGCAUCACCAAGCGCCUGCAGUCAUCCGGCUCCUGGGCCCCAGCGGACGCGCAUCCCGCCUCCUCCGCCGCCCGACCCUUCACCUGGCUGGGCGACCCGCUGAGCGAAGACGUCCGCACCGAGGGCCUGGACACCUACCACGGCGAUUUCCGGAAACGCGGUCUGGACGUGGACGGCGAGGAGGGAUGCGACUGUGGAGGAGUGCACUGA